This is a messenger RNA of Euleptes europaea (tarantolino), 558 nucleotides long. RefSeq names its product plasmolipin (gene PLLP). Bases 1 to 558 code for a protein of 185 amino acids. The record is from RefSeq and is a predicted model, not a curated record. Gene Ontology annotation, cellular component: membrane. Gene Ontology annotation, molecular function: structural constituent of myelin sheath. Gene Ontology annotation, biological process: myelination. The transcript has 4 exons. NCBI's taxonomy places the organism in Eukaryota, Metazoa, Chordata, Lepidosauria, Squamata, Sphaerodactylidae.
AUGACCGACUUCCCGGCCAAGGUCAACACCCGCACCAGCAGCCCCCCCGCCGGGGCGCCCGGGGCUGCCGGCCCCGCCGCCGCCUCCCUGGACCUCCGCUUCCUGGGGUCCCCCUUCGGCGUCCUGAUGGUCGUGGAGAUCGUGUUGGGCUGUUUGGUGUGGACCCUCAUUGCAGACACAUACUACCAGCCCUACCCUUCCUACGGCUGGGUGAUGUUCGUAGCCGUCUUCUUCUGGAUGGUGACGGUCAUCCUGUUUGCGAUGUACCUUUUCCAGCUUCAGCUGAAACUGUACAUGAUCCCAUGGCCUAUCGUGCUACUUGUAUUCAACGUUGCAGCCUCCGUCUUGUACGCCACGGCUUUUGUCACGAGUGCCACGUCUGUCGAGCUUUACUCCUGGCCUCAUUCGCCGGACUACAACAGAAGAGCUGCCGCCUCGUUCUUUGCUUGUCUGGUGAUGAUCAUCUACGGGGUCAGUUCCUGCCUCAGCUUUCGAGCUUGGAAAGGAUACGGAAGCAACGCAGCCACCAGUCAAGUGACGAUUUCUAAUCACGCCUAA